Messenger RNA from Owenia fusiformis, 3263 nucleotides. The record is from the annotation of a GenBank genome assembly. Lineage: Eukaryota; Metazoa; Annelida; Polychaeta; Sabellida; Oweniidae.
GUUCAUAGUUUAACAUAAAUCUCAAAUGUCAGUUAUACAGAAAGUUGUAUAUUGACCAUAAAGCUCCCUGACCCAUUACGAUGGUCACAUGACUUUGUUUAUCAGUAAGCCUGACCAAUCACAUUAAAGCUUGCUCUAGCCACGGGGCAUAAGGCUGUUAAGAGUGUGUGUAAAGAUAGCUCUAUGUAAACUUAGCGUAGUAUUGAAUUGUAAGACCUUGUGUACACAACUAACAUACAGCCAGCACCAGGUAUAUAAAGUGAAACUCAUUUCUUGAGUUAGAUAUCUUGGAUCUAGGUGAAAUUAUACGUUAUCCUUGUAGCAGAAUCAAGUUCCGGUUAAUUGACAUCGAGGAUUAAAUCACUGUAUCCGUGUAUUUAGAAUUAGACUGGAUUACUUAAAUAUAGUGUUGGUAGACAGAAGCAUGAUUGGCGUUGAAUAGGAUUAUAAAUCAAAAUCUCUGAUAUACCAGUGGAUGUUAUAAACUUUGCAGAUAAGGAAUACAGACAGUAACAAUGAUUAAAUCAUCAACACGGAGUGAUAUUAUACGGUGGCAGCAAAUGUGGGAUUUUAUACUCUCAAUCUCCAUCUUGUGUACAUUAUCAAAGACUGUUGCUGCAUGGCAAGUAGACUUGGCCCCCACUACGCUCAUACAUAGAGUCGAACCUGACUCGGAGCAUCGUUUCCUUGGUAAUACUACCGUCCCAGAUUAUUUCAAGAUUUUAUUGAGUGAUGGUGAUUCCUUGAUCAUAGGUGCAAGGAAUGCUGUUCAUAAUAUCUCCUUGACAAGUCUCAGAGAGAAUAGGAAAAUCGUAUGGCACUCCAGUGCGAUGGACAAACAUUCUUGUGGCAGCAAAUCAAAAUCAUUGGAAGAGUGCCAGAAUUUUAUUCGUGUCCUGGUUAAGAAAAAUGACAAUGAGUUGAUUGUUUGCGGAACAAAUGCAUACAAGCCAAAGUGCCGAACUUACAGAACCUCUGGGGAGUCAAGCUAUGAGCAAGUUGGACCCGAGGAAAGUGGGGUAGCAAAGUGUCCAUAUGACCCAAAACACAACAAUACCGCCAUAUAUACUGAUGGGAAGCUUUAUACAGGGACAGUGGUUGACUUCACAGCUAGAGAACCACUUGUAUUCAGUGCCCCACUGCGUACAGAACAACAUGACUCACAGGUGCUGAACGAUCCUGACUUUGUGAGUUCAUACGACUAUGGAGAAAAUGUCUACUUUUUCUUCAGAGAAACUGCAGUGGAGCACAUUAACUGUGGAAAGGCACGCUAUUCCCGUGUUGCACGUGUGUGUAAGAAUGACAGAGGUGGCGGUUCAUUUCUGCGUCCUGACUCAUUUACAUCAUUCUUCAAAACGAGGCUGAACUGUUCCAUUCCGGGAGAAUUCCCAUUCUUCUUUGAUGAAAUUCAAUCCACAUCAGAGCCUGGUCUAGGAGGCUACAAAGCAUCACUGAACUACAAUGAGCGUACAGACAUGAUAUACGCUGUGUUCAGUACCCCACAAAACAGCAUUACGGGCUCUGCAGUCUGCGCAUUUAAGUUUUCUGAUAUUAUUGACUCGUUCAAUGGGCAAUUUAAGGAACAAGCUAGUCCUAUGUCCAACUGGCUACCUGUGGAUUUAGCUGACACCCCAAGUCCACAUCCUGCUAAGUGUGUGAAUGACUCCAAGCUGAUAUCAGACAGAACACUGAAUUUCAUCCGUCGUCAUACCUUGAUGGACAAGGCAGUACCAGCAUAUGGUGGAGGACCCCUUCUACUACAAACAAGUUUUGUAUCACGGUUUACCCAGAUAGCCAUAGACUGGCAGGUUCCUGCAGCCAGCGAAGACAACUUGAAUAAAGUGAAAUAUUACGAUGUCAUGUUUGUUGGCACAGAUGAUGGGAAAGUCCUCAAAGUGAUCAAUGUUGGGGACAAAGAGAUCAAGCCUGUUAUAAUAGAAGAGAUUCAAGUAUUUGAUUCCAAAACUACAAUUGUCAAUCUGAAAGUUUACCGCAAGCCAAGUGAGGGAAUCGAAAAACUGGUAAUUGUGGCGGAAGAUGAGAUUAAGACAAUUCCUCUACAUAGGUGUCACCUCAGGAAGACCUGCGGAGAAUGUGUAGCGCUUAGAGACCCUUAUUGUUCAUGGACUGAGAAUAGAUGUGAGAACUCAAUGGAACACGCUCAGAAUGUUGUGACAGGAAAACAUCCCGCAUGUGGAACUUCAGAGCCACCGAUAGUUGUUGAAGUUCCUCCAACAACAGAAAGCUCAGUGAAGCCCUGUCCGGAGUGUGUGCAAUGUAUAUGCCCCGUACCUCCGGGCGAAACCAAGACUGUUCCACCAGUCAAACCAACUGAAGACAACAUCCUCCCCACCCAUAUUCCCCGACAACCCGCUAAUGUGGACCCCACCAUACCAAACCAUAUUGAUGCCGUGCCUCCUGUUGGUGGGCCUUUAACUGGAGCAUCUCAAUCGGCACCAUGCAGCAAACAAUAUUCAGUAGCAGAAAUGGCGGCAGCGACAGUCGUCUGCAUAGUACUCUCCAUUGUGAUUGGCUUCUUCAUAGGCUAUCGUGCAUCUUUAUGGCGGAAUAAACGGUCGAACGAUCCUCCUACAUAUGCGAUGGACAAGUGUCUAGGGACCCCAAAAAUGCAAAAUCGUUACAAUACAGACCCCCAAUUAAAUAGUGAAACCCAACAUUAUUUUUCUCCAGAAGUCCAAAAACAGUUAAACGUUGUGUUGAAUUUAACGCCAAAAACUCAAAAUUUACCGAAUGGUGGCGUGGAAUCAAAAGUCCAUAAAGUGAAAAAAGUUUAUUUAUAGUGAAUGUUUUAAUUGUAAAUAGUUUUAACAGUGUACAUAGUGUAAAUAUGUACAUAUUUGAUCUCAAUGCCGUAAUGAUAUUCGAAGCAUUUUAGCCUAUCGUGGGAGUGAAGCCGUCUCAGUUUGCAUAAAAAUCAAAACAGUACAUCAGCAAAAUUACAAGGGAAGAUCCAGUUGGAGAAAUCAUAUUGAAAUCAAGUACAUUUUAGAAUAAUACUCUCAUUUGUGAAGCUGUGCAAAUCAAAGGAUGAACAAUGGAGAGUUUUGUGAACAAAUGAGAUGAACAAAGGAGAUUUGUAAACAAAGGAGAUUUGCAAACAAAGGAGAUUUGUAAACAAAGGAGAUUUGCAAACAAAGGAGAUUUGUAAACAAAGGAUAAUGUGCAAUUUGAGAGUACGACCAAAGUGUUCAAGACCCUUUGAAAGUGCUUUUCUGCUUUACUUAUUUUUUUAGUUUUGCGUG